AUGGUAGAAGAAGAUGAAUGCAUCUAUGAUGCGGAAUUUAUUCUAGCAAAACGUUACGAGAGAGGUAAACCACUUUAUCUCGUCAAAUGGGCCAACUAUCCAUUCGAUGAUUGUACGUGGGAAUCCUAUGAAAAUGUAACACUAAAUGGUGUGAUGACUAUUGUGGAAGAGUUUGAAGCAAGGCAGUCUGAAAUUGCAACCUGCAUCAACUCAAUUAAAUCGGAACAGGAAAGUACAACUAGUGAUUCUCCAUUGUCAAGUCCCGAAAGGUCAUCCACAGACGAUAUCGGAAGUAGUAGUACAGACAAUGUUAGUCCCAAAUUUCCUCAACAUCAUCAACCACAAGCUUCUUCUUCUUCAUCAUCUAAAAAGGAGCCACAGAGGAAAAAACAAAAUGCAAAACAAAAGGAAACAAGGAAGGAAACUAAAAAGAAGGAAGUAAAAGAAUCCAAGAAGAAGGCUAAUUCAGAGGUAAAGAAACGUAAAAAGCUUGUAAUGGAUGAUGAGGACUCUACUUCGGAAGAAGAAAAUCAAGAUUCAAAAAAGAUCAAGUUGACAAAGACAGACACAACUACUGGUAGCUCUUCACAGCAGCCUAAUCUUGUAAAUAUUCCAAAGGAAGAUUCCAAUCCUCUUUCUAAGGUUAAGAAAAAGCCACAAACAGAGGUUGGUAGUGUGAAACAGCCUCCUUUCAAAAUUCCAAAGAGGAACAUUGUUACAGCAGCAAAGACACAAAGUGAUCAACCUGCAGAACAAAGACCCUUAUCUACAAUCAGUAUUCCAAGGCUUAAUAGAUCAAAUGCUGUGGAAGCAGUUAAAAUUCCACCAAACUCUAUCAAUGGUCAACAAAUUCCUCCAACCUCAAACCCAACUCCAACCAAUUCAUCAAUGAGUUUGCCUCCUUCUAAUUCUUCAACAAUCAAUUCUUCCUUUGGUAAUAACGCAUUUACUACUGGUGUCAACAAUGGAGUUUCUAAUACAUCAACCACUAUUGGCUCUUCCUUAGUAACUAAUCCAAUAACUCAAACCACCUCACCACAGUUCAAGUUGCCACCAGGAAGUUCUACAUUUGUACCAGUUGACCCAAGAUUAAAUACAUUCCCUAGCGAUCCUAGAUUAAGGGAUCCCCGAUAUUUAACACAAUUCAGCCAAGGCACCAUUACUAAUCCACCAACACACACCACCCCUUUAUUUACAGCUCCUAUUUCUCCAAGUGAGGUUGGUAAAACAGUUGCCUCAGCCCAUAAUAUUGUAGAUACUCAAGGACCAGUUGUUAAUAAUCAGCAAUACAUCCCUCCACGCUCCCCAACUGAAAUGGGAUCAAAGCCAACUAGCUUUAGAUCCAAUACUCCCUUUGUAGCUCCAAUUUCUCCAAGUGAAGCCAGAAAAUCAUCUCCACAUACCACAAUUAGAAAUAAUGAAAUAUUUAAUCCACCAAUUUCAAAUAGUGGUACCAAUUCGUCGAGCAGUUUCACUCAGAAUAGAUUUAAUACCAUCAAUGUACCCUCUAGUUCAUCUUCAUAUACAGCACCAAGAUCUCCAUCAGAAAAUACUCCAUCUGCCAAUUUUAGGAACGUAUCCCCUCCAAGUCAAAUAGACACAACUUCAAAAAUAUUUAACAGUGCACAAUCUUCAUCAUCUUCGUAUGUUGUACCACGUUCUCCAAGUGAAACAACCAGUUCAACUUCAAGCAAUUCAGCCACUAAAUACAGUGGAUCUUCAUAUACAGCUCCUCGCUCUCCAAGUGAAAUGAAUGCAAUUUCAACUAGAUUUAACAGUGACAAUACACAAAAAAUCUCGACCUAUGUUGCACCACUUUCUCCGAGUGAAUCGGGCUCCAAUUUUCGUGCCUUUAAGAAUAUUUCGCCCCUUAAUGAAACUAAACCAAGUUCCACAACUACUCCCACAUCAAGAGGUGGAGGAGGAGGAAUUGCAGCCUUCAUGCAACAACACACCAAAGCAAAAGAAGAUAAGGAGAACAAGUUCGAAGAGGAUAAACAACGUUUUUUAGCUAAACAGUCAACCAAGGAGGAAAGAACACCAAAUAUUGUACCUAGUGCUACAACUGUUUCUCCCACAGUAUCCACCAAAACAACUGAAACCAAACCAAGCUCCACAACUACUCCCACAUCAAGAGGCGGAGGAGGAGGAAUUGCAGCCUUCAUGCAGCAACAUACGAAAUCACAACAAGAUAGGGAGCAACGAUAUUUAGAGAAUAGAAACAAAUUCUUAUCCUCAAAAGGUAUUGAUCCAUCUGAAGUUCCUCUCGAAGAACCUAAGAAUAAGAAAAAACAUCAAAAUGUUAGUUCCACAGAAUACAUUUCUAGUAGUGAUGCUCCUCAUUCCCCUAGUGAAAUGAAUGCAAGCUCAACUAGAUUUAGCAGUAGUGGUAAUACACAUACAAGUUCAACUAGAUUUAACAGUUACAAUACACAAAAACCCUCCUCAUCUGUCUAUGUUGCACCACUUUCUCCAAGUGAAAUGGGGUCCAAUUUCAAUUCAUCCAAUAAUUCUUCAAACAGAUCUUCAUCGAGCUAUGUAUCUUCCAAGCAAUCAUAUACAGCCCCUCGUUCUCCAAGUGAAAUGAAUAGAAACUCAAACAGAUAUAGCGGAUCAUCGUACACAGCUCCUCGUUCUCCAAGUGAAUCUAAUUAUGCAACCUCAAAGCCUUCACCAUCUUCAUCAUAUAGAUCUUCACCAAGAGAAUCUAGAGACUCCAGAUCACCUUACACUUCACACAGCUCCUACAGACCCUCACCAAGAGAUUAUGGAGACUCAAAGUCUCCAUAUCAUAGCUCAUAUGGAAGAGGUGGGUAUGAUGAUCGUGGAAGUUAUUCUCGUUAUUCUGGUAGUAGCAGUAGGUCAGAUCGUACUGACAGUUAUAGAGGCUCAAGCAACAAUAGUAGAUAUAAUGACGGAAGAUACACUCCUAGAUUGGAUAACCCUUCUCCUGCAUCCUAUUCUACCAUCCCAGAAACAUACAGAAGUGAAAGAAGAUUAGGAGGCCACACAGUGAACAAUACUGUAAAGACCGAACCAAUUCCUCAAAAUUCCCCUCUCUCUGCUGAUUCUUCUGAUUCCACUUCAAACCAUUUACCUUACGCAGAAAUAGUGCACAUAUCUGAUGGGAAAUCAUACGAUUUUGAAAAUAUUACAAUAGAGGGUUUGACAGAGAAAUCUUUUAGAGGUGUAUUUGAUAGCAACCUUGUCAUCAAAGGUAUGGCUGAUUGGGAUUUCGAAAUGAAAGGAGUUGUAUUCAAUAUAUAUAACAAGACUGAUCCUUUUGGAGCCAAUACAUUGAACUCUAAAAUUGACAAGGCUGCUCGUGUAUUGGCAGAUAAGAAGAAAGUCUUUUAUGUCAAGAUAGACAAUAGCAAAUAUCAAGGAAAAUUAUACAUUUAUCCAGGAUGUUCUGCUGUGAGAAAUGAACUUAAAUGUGCGCCUCUUAAUCAUGCUUAUUUCAUUGGAGUAUUAUCGUUUAAACAGAAAAAGGCUGAAGUGGAAUUGAAAUAA
Messenger RNA from Naegleria gruberi, 3513 nucleotides. Its product is annotated as chromodomain-containing protein. The record is from RefSeq and is a predicted model, not a curated record. Lineage: Eukaryota; Heterolobosea; Eutetramitea; Acrasida; Naegleriidae. The transcript is spliced from 2 exons. The coding region runs from base 1 to 3513 and encodes 1170 amino acids.